Messenger RNA from Bufo bufo (common toad), 1023 nucleotides. It is a transcript of the gene RWDD1, whose product is annotated as RWD domain containing 1. Bases 141 to 860 code for a protein of 239 amino acids. Gene Ontology annotation, biological process: cytoplasmic translation. Gene Ontology annotation, molecular function: protein binding. The transcript has 7 exons. The record is from RefSeq and is a predicted model, not a curated record. Lineage: Eukaryota; Metazoa; Chordata; Amphibia; Anura; Bufonidae.
UGAGCAGUCGGUGGCAGAGUCAUCGAUCCUUUCUGAGCGUGGCCGGCUGAUCCUCAGCGGCUGCCAGACACCGGCGGGGUCCUCAGAGCACCUCACGUGUCCGUCCCGCCGCCGCUGCUCGCUUCCAUGGCCUAUAAACCAUGACGGACUACGCCGAGGAGCAGCGCAAUGAGCUGGAGGCUCUGGAGUCUAUCUAUGCGGACUCUUUCACAGUCUUCUCUACGUCCCCAGAAAGUUUCUCCAUCACUGUGUCAUCGGAAGCAGGAGAAGAAGAAGAAAAUGUACAGGUGACUCUGAAGUUUACGUAUGUGGAGUCCUAUCCAGAUGCAGCUCCUCUCUAUGAAAUAGUUUCCCAAGAGAAUCUGGAAGAUGUGGAUGCUUCUGCUGUGUUGGCCUUAUUAGGGGAGCAGGGUCAGGAGAACCUGGGAAUGGUGAUGAUUUUCACUUUGGUGUCUGCUGUCCAAGAUAAACUAAAUGAAAUUGUAGACCAAAUAAAAACCAGGAGAGAAGAGGAAAAAGUAAGAAAGGAAAAGGAGGUAGAAGAAGCAGAAAAGCAACGUUUUCAUGGAACUCCUUUAACGAUUGAAAACUUCCUUAAUUGGAAAGCCAAAUUUGAUGGAGAGAUGAUAGAAAUGAGAAGAAAAAGACAAAAGGAAGAGGAGCAAUCGGGAAAAAGUAAAUUAAGCGGAAAGCAGCUUUUUGAAACUGAUCAUAACCUGGACACCUCCGACAUCAAAUUUCUGGAAGAAGCUGGUAACAGCGUUGAAGUGGACGAAUCUCUAUUCCAAGAAUUGGAUGAUUUAGAAUUGGAUGAUGAAGAUGAUUUAGAUUACAAUCCUAUUGAUCUAGAAAGUGACUGAUCACCUUGGGCUCCCACUUCAAGAGUCAGGAAAGUCACAGUAUCUGUGACUUAAUAAAUAUACAUCCACUGCUGUUCAUUUUUUAAGUCAUAUUUUAAUUUUCAGGAGAUUCUUCUUCUGAGCACUUCCAAGAUCACACUGAAUAAAAGUGGCUUAAAAUAAA